Molecule: messenger RNA, 1017 nt
Organism: Pipistrellus kuhlii (Kuhl's pipistrelle)
Lineage: Eukaryota; Metazoa; Chordata; Mammalia; Chiroptera; Vespertilionidae
Gene: RNF225
Product: ring finger protein 225
Exons: 1
Coding region: 1-1017 (338 amino acids)
Biological process (GO): protein ubiquitination
Molecular function (GO): ubiquitin protein ligase activity
Source: RefSeq, a predicted model, not a curated record
AUGCCCUGCCCCAGGCCGCCCUGGCUGCGCCGCGCGCGGGCCCCGCCGGCCUCCGGCCCCGGCUCCCCCGCCGCGCUCUCCGCGCCGCGCUCCCCGGCCCCGGGCCAGACGCAGGGCACGGAGGACGAGGAGGAGGAGGACGGCGACGGCGGCAGCCCGGGCCCCAUCCUGCCGCCCGCGUCCCCCGCCGAGUGCCUCAUCUGCGUGUCGCCCUUCGACGGCGCCUUCCAGCUGCCCAAGCGCCUGGACUGCGGCCACGUCUUCUGCCUCGAGUGCCUGGCGCGCCUGUCGCUGGCCACGGCGGGCGGCGGCGAGGCGCUGGCCUGCCCGGUGUGCCGCGCGCCCACGCGCCUGGGCCCGCGCGGGGGGCUGCCCGCGCUGCCCACGCCGGCCGGCCUGCUGCCCCGCGGGGCCCCCGCCGCCGCCGCCGCCGUGCGCUUCGACCGGCGCCGCGGGCUCCUGUACCUGCGCCCGCCGCCCGCGCCGCGCAAGGCCCGCGCCGCCGCGCCCCCGCCGCCGCCGCGCCGCCUCGGCCGCCCGCUGUCCCGCCGCCUCACGCUGGACAGCCCCACCUGGGCCUUCAACGCCGCCGUGGCGCUCGCCGCGCUCGUGGCCGCGGGGCUGGUGGUGUCGGGCGUCUACCUCUUCUUCCUCAUCCCGCACGCCGCCUCCUCCGCCGCCGCCGCCGCGCGCCCGCAGCUCGUGGCGCUCGCCCCGGCGCACGGCUUCUCCUGGGCCCCGCCGCCGCCCGAGCCCGGCGCGCCCUGGAGCGCCGCCUGGACGCCGGGGGCCCCCGGUGGCCCGGACCUGGGCGCACCGGACCCUCCCGGGAGCCCCGAGGGCGCGCCGGACCCAACGGGGGGCCCCGAGGACGGGCCGGACUCAACGGGGGGCCCCGAGGACGCGCCGGAGGCAGAGGGCGCGCGGGCCGGGCCCCGGGGCCGCGCGUGGGGCGGAGAGCGCGGCGACCCCCCCGGCGGGAUGUGGGGCCGGUGGUGGGUGCGGGGGGCGCAGUGA